AAAUGGCUGCUCCGUUUGGCUGGGAUAAAGGAAAAACUUAUCAUACUGGUCUUCACCCAACAAGAGUUGAAAAAGACUCGCGUACCUCGCUUGAACUAAAAUUUAUAACCUUUUUAGAUCAAUUUCGCGUCGAAGAACACUUCAUAUACAGAGAAAAAAUUAAAAGAAAUUUUGAAGGUCGAAAUUACUAUGUUGAUGUUUCGAUUGAACACCUUGAUGCUUAUGAUCGCAAAUUUUCCGAUAAAUUGAAAGAAACGCCUGCAGACAUGAUGCCUUUGUUUGAGUCUGCAGUACAAAGCUUCGCAAGAAAACUCUUGGUUGAGGUGGAUAUUGAAAUUCCACCUUUUCAAGUCGUGCUUCGUGCUCCCCAAAAGGCAAACAUUAUGAUGCGUGAACUAAACGCGGAUCACAUUUCUAAGCUCAUUCGAAUAUCUGGAAUAGUAAUUUCAGCCACUAAUUUGACUUCAAAGGCAACGCAUGUUCAAAUCAUGUGUAAAACGUGUCGACAUUUUAAGAUGUUACCAGUAGCUAGUGGUUUUUCAGGCGUUCAGCUUCCUAGAACUUUUGGUCCAAAGGAUUGUGGCAUCGACCCGUUUGUUAUUAUACAUGACAGGUGUACUUAUGUGGAUCAGCAAGUACUAAAGAUUCAAGAAGCACCCGAUUUUCUUCCAGUAGGAGAUUUGCCACGACAUAUAACAGUAUAUUUAGAUAGAUAUUUGGCUGAUAGAGCCGUUCCAGGAAGGCGCGUUAAUAUUGUAGGGAUAUAUGAUGUUUUCAACAAUAAUUCCAACAAAAAAAAAAGUCAAGGUAUAGGGACUCGUAUUCCUUAUAUACGCUCUCUUGGUCUCGAGUUUGACAUGGAUCAAGAUGGACAAGGAUUAGCAACUUUCACACAUGCUGAAGAAGAAGAAAUCAUUGCCAUGUCGCGCAGACCAAAUUUUCAUAAAAUAUUUACAAAUAGUAUCGCACCAUCAAUCUAUGGAAAUCAUGACAUCAAAGAAGCAAUUACUUGCUUGCUUUUUGGUGGAAGUAAAAAAAUCCUUGCAGACGGAAUGAAAUUACGAGGUGAUAUAAAUGUAUUGUUAUUAGGUGAUCCUGGUACUGCGAAAAGUCAAUUCUUGAAAUUCGUUCAACAGGUCGCACCAGUUGCAGUAUAUACAUCGGGAAAAGGAAGCAGUGCUGCCGGUCUUACGGCUGCUGUUGUACGAGAUGGCCCAAGUCGUGAAUUUCGUUUGGAAGGUGGUGCAAUGGUACUAGCAGAUGGUGGUGUCAUAUGUAUUGAUGAAUUUGACAAAAUGCGAGAAGAAGAUCGAGUAGCUAUUCACGAAGCAAUGGAACAACAAACCAUAUCCAUUGCUAAAGCUGGAAUAACCACGAUAUUGAAUUCCCGCACAUCAGUUUUAGCAGCUGCUAAUCCUAUAAAAGGUCGUUAUGAUGAUAUGAAAGCACCUAAUGAAUAG
Funneliformis caledonium is the source of this 1460-nucleotide messenger RNA. NCBI's taxonomy places the organism in Eukaryota, Fungi, Glomeromycota, Glomeromycetes, Glomerales, Glomeraceae. The record is from the annotation of a GenBank genome assembly.